AUGUAUAAAAGAAUAUUUGAUAGGAAUGAGUUUUGUUUGUUUGUUUAUAUUAAGAAACGAUCAUUACAUAUAGAUGGUGCUCAAGAUAUUUUUCAUCAAAAAAGUAAUAUUAAGAAUGAGAAGAAUAAAUUUAAGAACAUCUAUGUAUCUUUUUCUUUAAACAAAUAUAUAAACAUCAAUAGUUUGGAUUCAAAUAAAUUUAUUAGAACACCAAUACAUUAUCAGAAAUAUAAAGAAUUAGUUGAUAGCAUAAAAUGUGCAAGUAAUAUUAGAUUACAGAAUAUUCAUUUAAUACGAAAAAUAAUAAAUUCUUUAGAAGUAUAUAUUAUAAAUUAUUUAAAUAAUUUAAAUGAUUAUAAUAAUGAUAUGAAUUAUAAUAUUCAACAACAAUAUAAUCUUUUAUAUGAUGAAGAAGAACAAGAAAUUACUCCUAAUAGCAUUAUAACCAUAUUAAUUAGUUUAUAUAAAUUAAGAUAUAGAAAUAUAAAUUUUCUAAAAUUAUUACAAAAAUAUAUAUAUAUGAAUAAAGAAUAUUUUAAAAUAUCACAAAUACAUUUAAUUUUAUAUAUAUAUUCUUAUUUUAACACUAUAAAUAAUAUAUUUAUUAAUUCUAUACUUUCUAUUAUAUUAAAAAAUAAAGAAUAUCUAACAAAUGAUAAUAUUCUAAAUAUAUUCACUUCAUUAUUCUAUAUAAACUGUAAGAACCAAAAAACCAUCGAUAUAUUAAUUGAUUAUAUAAUAAACAAUGAAUUAAAUUUCGAUAUUAAUAUAAUUAUAUAUAUAUUAAAUAAUUUGAAAAAAUUAAAUUAUGAAAAAAUUAAUUUAAUCCAAUAUUUCUACCCACAAAUUGUUAACAAACUAUAUAUGUUAAAUGAUGAAAAAAAUGUAGAUUAUAUUGAUCCCUUUUUUUUAAAAAAAAAUAUUUCAAAUGUUAUGCAAGACAAUAAUACAUAUGACAAGAAUGUGGAUGUAUUGAAGCAAAACAUUUAUAAACACGAUAGUGUUAAACAAAGAAAUGAUGAUAUAAAUAUAAAAGUGGAGACAUAUAUGAAUCAUUAUAGAUAUGAUAAUAAAAAUGAAGAUAUGAAUAAUUAUUCUUAUGAUGAUCAUAAUUGUAAGAACAAUAAUUAUAUUUGUGAUCACAAUAGUGUAGAUGUUAAUAUAAAAGAAAAGAAACACACAAAUAAUAAUAAUAAUAAUAUAUGUAGUAGUAGUAAUUACAAAAUUAAUCAGUUGAAUGAUAUUAAUCUAGAUUCCUUUUAUGGAUCACUACAUAACGAAUUUAUUGUUGAGAAUCAAUGCACACAUAAAUAUAUAUAUGAAUAUUAUAAUAAAAAUGAUAUUCAUGAUAAAAAAAAAAGGAAAAUUAUUUUAUUAAUGGAUGUUAUUAUAUAUUAUAAAUAUUUUAAAGAAGAAUUAUUAAAAGUUUUAUAUGAAUAUAUUUUAAAAAAUUUAAAAACAUAUGAUACUCAAGAUAUAUAUUUUAUUAUUUCUAAUAUUUUUCAUUUCCAUUUAUAUAAUUACCCAUAUAUUAAUUUAUUAAAUAAUAAAUUAUUAUUAGCUUUAUGUUAUAAUUAUAUACCUAUACAUAAAAAUUGUCAUUGUAUACUCUUCUUAUCUUUAAAAUUGUUGAUGCAAAAAUAUAAUUAUUACAAUAUAUUUAUUGAUAAUAUAUUAUUUCAUAAAAUUAAAACAGAAAUUUUAAACUUACAAGAAAGACAAUUUUUAAAUUUAUUGACUCAAUAUAAAAAUUCUCAUAUUAUCAAAUACUUGUGCGAUCUUUCUUUGAUAUAUUGUAAUUUACUCGUCAUAAAAGAAGAAGAAAAUAAUGAUAAUUUUUAUGUAGAUUUUAUAGAUACAGUGAAAAAUAAUCAUCAAUGUAAUAUUUUUGAUAACAACAUAUAUAAUGAUUCUAUAAAAAAAGAAAAAAACCAUCAUAUAGAUAAAACAAGUUGUCAAAUAAAAAAUAAUAUACAACAGAAGAAUAAACAAAAAGGUAUUCACCAUAUUUACAACCAUAUAUAUACUGUAAAUUUUAAUGAACAAAAUAAAUUACUAUUAUUUCAACCUGAUAUUUUAUUAGAUUUAUUUUUCUUUUAUAUUGAAUUGAAAUAUUAUAAAGGUAUUUUUCUAUUUCUAAAAAGUAUAUUUCUAGGUAUUACAAAUUUUAAAGAAUUCGAUAUAUUUUUAUUCUACAAGAUUAAUAAUUAUCUUAAAAAUAUAAAAAAAACAAGCUACGAAUUAGAUAAUUAUGAACAUGUUCAUAUUUAUAAAAAAUUCAAUGCCCUACAAAUCUUACAAAUAUAUGAAUACUUCAAAAAUUGUUUUACUACAUAUGACGACUUUAUUAACAUAAAAAAGAUCAUACAAAAUGAGGAGGAGGAUGAUAAAUAUAACAUGUAUCAUUUUUAUUUUACAAAUGAAAUUUGUAAUAUUUUUAAGAAUAAGCAUACAGAUAUAUCAAAUACGAAUUCUCAUUUGAAUGUAUUAUUAGAAAAUAAUUCGAAUAGUAAAAGACAAAACAAUCAGAACAUACAAAUAGUUAAUGAUACAUAUAAUAAUGAGGUGACGAAUAAAUAUAUCCAUACCAAUUCAAAAAUAAAUUAUAUAAGUCCAAAUAAAUCUUAUCAGAAGUAUAUUGUGAAGAAAGAAAAACAUGAAUAUGAUGAACAAAUAAAUUACGAUUACAAUAAAAAAGAAGAAAUGAAUAUACCAAAUAGUUUGUAUAAUAAUAUAUCCAUAAAAUAUGAAAAAACGAAACUUUUUGAUAUAAAUAAUUAUAUUUAUAAUAUAAUUAAUAAUAUUUUUAUAUACGCUCCAGUGGAUUUAUUUGCUUUACAUAUACAUUAUUAUAAUUCAUCGAAUAUAAAAUUUUUACUUAAAAAUAUCAUUUUUAAAUUAGCUUAUUUAAAUGUCAAUUAUUUAGCUUUAGUCAUAUCUAAAAUAUACAAGUUGAUGUGCAAAGAAAAAGAAAAUGAAUAUGUUGUUUUUUUAGAUUUCUUUUUCGAUUAUUUAUUAGGACAAGAAAGAAAUAAUGAUAAGUAUAUGUAUAGACUAAAAAAUAUGGAACAUGAAAAAAUUAACAAUUUCUUCAAUAUUAAUACAAACGAAAAAAGGACACUUAUUGAUAUUAUAUACAAUAAUAGAGUUCAUAAAAAUAUUCAUGAUGAGAAAAAAAUAAAGAAACGUAUUGCAUAUAUAUUAUAUAAAAACAAUAAUAUUUUCAAUUCUGUGAAUAAUGAUAUAAUUAUUAAUGAAGAAUUUUUAAACACAUUCUUCAAUUAUGUUGUGAAUAAGAAAAAAUACAAUUUUAUGUGUUCAUUUUAUUAUAUGACGAACGAAAGCUUAUAUCUUAUUUUGAAUUCAUUACAAAUAAAGAAGAAAAAUGAAAAAUAUAUUGAAUGUAUAGAAUUAAUUACAAAUAUUAUGAUAUUUAGAUAUAUACAGUAUACAUAUAAUAAAGAAGAAGGUCGAAAUUAUUCAAACCAAAAGGAAGAAUAUUAUAAUGUUGGGAAAAAUUUAAAUUCUUCUAAUGAUAAUUUAUAUGUUAUAAAAGAUAUAAAAAAUUUACAACUUAAUUUGAAUUUGUCCUAUGAUGAUGAGCUAGCCAAAGAAAAAAGGAAACUUCAGGAAAAAAAAAAAAAAAAAAAUUAUGAACAUGUUCAGGUAAAUAAUAUAAAUGUGUGCAAAAUUGAUGAAGAAGAAAAACAAAAGUACAUAUUAGAAGAUAAUAAUAAUAAUAUGAAAAAUAUAAAUAAUGAAAGAGAGAAUUUAUAUAAUACUAAUCCAAAUAUAGAAAAUAAGAACAAUUGUAUUAAUAUAAGUUGUGAUGAUAAAGAAGAAAUUGAUAAGAAUACAUUUGAGGAUAAUAAUAUUAUGAAGAGGUUUAUUGAAAUAUAUUACAGAAUAAUUAAAGUUCGAUAUUUUCAUGAAUUACCUAUAAAUAAACAUAUAUUUCGUGAAUUAUCUAUAAAUAAUGAAUAUUUAGAUAAUCAUAAAUUUUUAAGUUUGCUAUUUUUUAUAUAUAAAUACAAAUUUGAUGAAACAAAAUAUAUUUUUAUGUUACAGAAAAGAUGUUUCUUAUAUAAAGAAUUAUAUUAUACCCAUAGUAAUUAUAGAAUAAUAUCAUUUCUUUGUAAAAAAUUAAAUAUCCAUAUUGAUGAUAAUAUUCGAACAACUCCAACAAAACAAACAUCAUACGAUUAUGAAAGGUGA
Messenger RNA from Plasmodium adleri (nom. inval.), 4215 nucleotides. Its product is annotated as conserved Plasmodium protein, unknown function. The transcript has a single exon. Bases 1 to 4215 code for a protein of 1404 amino acids. NCBI's taxonomy places the organism in Eukaryota, Apicomplexa, Aconoidasida, Haemosporida, Plasmodiidae. The record is from RefSeq and is a predicted model, not a curated record.